Messenger RNA from Penicillium soppii, 861 nucleotides. RefSeq lists its product as uncharacterized. Gene Ontology annotation, molecular function: hydrolase activity, acting on glycosyl bonds. The record is from RefSeq and is a predicted model, not a curated record. Lineage: Eukaryota; Fungi; Ascomycota; Eurotiomycetes; Eurotiales; Aspergillaceae. The transcript has a single exon. Bases 1 to 861 code for a protein of 286 amino acids.
AUGAAGCGGACUUGUGUUUUGCUAGCCUCCUGGGCCACGACCACUGCAGCGGUUGCUUCAGGGGCAGUAACUUGUACCACUACUGCAGCGCAGCUUGUCACCAACCCGUCGUUUGAGGAUGGGACGACAGGCUGGACAAUCCAGACCGGAUCAAGCUACGAUACCUUCGUUUACUCCCUAGCACCGGACGGCAGAUCUGUACUGGCCCUUAAUGGAGACCUGAACAAUGUUCUCUCGCAGCCCAUAUCCAAUAUGGUCGUUGGCGAAACCUAUACAGUUAGUUGGUACUGGCAACUGUUGGCCGUUGCCACUGGCCAAUGCGAGCUCUCUGUCACCAUAGGGAGCCAGACUGUCAAUACCGCCAUCUCUACAUCGACUUCGAACCAGGCAGCAUGGCUUCCCGGAACAGGCGCUUACACAGCUACCGCCUCGAGCGCACUGCUGGAGUUGAGCCUGGCUUGUACGAGUGGUUCUUUCUCCUCUUACUCAGAGGUCAACUUUGACGAUAUCACUGUUACUGGUCCUAAUACGGAGACAUGCUCCACCGCCGCUGUUACGCCUAUAUCGACUCCGACCCUGACCCCGACGCCGAGCUCGAGCGUGGCAUCAUCAUCUGCGUUGGCAAUUCUGACUAAAUCGAGUUCGGCCGCCGUUAACAUUGUUUCUUUAUCAGUUGCCACUGGUAGUUCUGCGAGUAUUUUGCCCUCAUCCGCCAUUUCCUCUGCUUGCAUCCAAUAUGCCAUUCAGGUGGUGCAGAAUCCAUCCUUUGAAAGUGGUCUCACUGAUUGGACAUUCAAUGUCGAGCCGGCUACCAUUGAAGCUGUGGAAGGCAACGCCGAAGAUGGAAUUUAUGUUCUGUAG